This is a messenger RNA of Xiphophorus hellerii (green swordtail), 2295 nucleotides long. RefSeq names its product zinc finger protein Eos-like. Lineage: Eukaryota; Metazoa; Chordata; Actinopteri; Cyprinodontiformes; Poeciliidae. The record is from RefSeq and is a predicted model, not a curated record. Gene Ontology annotation, molecular function: DNA-binding transcription factor activity; RNA polymerase II cis-regulatory region sequence-specific DNA binding. The transcript is spliced from 8 exons. The coding region runs from base 323 to 1891 and encodes 522 amino acids. Gene Ontology annotation, biological process: regulation of transcription by RNA polymerase II.
GGAGUCUUCACAUCCAGGCCCAGUGGAAACAGCUGAUAGGUUGAGUUUCACCUCGACUGCUCUGGGCCGUCUGAGCUGCUCGCGCCGUUCUACUGGAUGUGAAGUCUUUGUUGCUCCACCUUGUUCACAAUGAGUUCCUGUUCCUUUAAGGGAUCGCUCCAGCAUUCACCAUAGUCACGCUGCGCAGGAUCCAUAUUCAGAGAAAGUCCAGCGGUGGAGUGGGGAAAUACCAGAGCAGCUUUCCUCUCCUCUGGUGCUGAGCAACUGGAAGGAACCCAACUGGACCUGUUAAGUAAGACCUUCAAACUACCAGCAUCUCACCAUGAGCACAGACAAGCAUCCUGAAGUUACAUCCCCAGAGGAGGACAAGAUGGAAGCUUGCAGUGAGGCUGCAGAGGCGAACACGCAGGAGGAAGAAGAGCAGACGGAAGACGCCUCUGUCACUGUGAAUGGAAUGCACUCGGAUCCUGUCAUGGAUGCACGUGUGAUAAAAACCGAAGCUGAGGAGACGGACGAUACUGAGCAUGCAGUGAUUGUGCCCAAAGAGGAAGUGGAAGGAGACAGCGAGGACGGGAUGGAGGAAGGUGUUGACGAGGACAGGACAGAGGAGGACAACGACGAGCAGAGAGACGAGGAUGGCAUGAACGAGCCGCAGGACCUGUCACUGGUGGACUACUCGCGCUACGAAGCGGCAUCCCUGCCAGACGGCCAAACGACAGGUGCGUUGGAUGAGGCUGCAGACGGGGGCUACGCGCCCGGAUCCACCGCGGCCCGCAUUCCGACACAGGGGAAACUCAGCUGCGACAUCUGCGGUCUCUCCUGCAUCAGCAUUAAUGUGCUGCUAGUGCACAAGCGCAGCCACACUGGUGAAAGGCCAUUCCACUGCACUCAGUGUGGGGCCUCCUUCACCCAGAAGGGAAACCUGCUUCGCCACAUCAAACUGCACUCCGGAGAGAAGCCUUUCAAAUGCCCGAUGUGCAGCUACGCCUGCCGACGACGCGACGCUCUCAGCGGGCACCUGCGCACCCAUUCUGUAGAGAAGCCCUUCAAGUGCAACCACUGCAGUCGCAGCUACAAGCAGCGGAGCUCCCUCGACGAGCACAGAGAGAGGUGCCAUGUGUACAUUCAGAGCAAAGGUCCCGCCGAGAGAGAGGACAGCCACACAGCCAGGUCUCAGAUGGGCUCAGAGCGCGCGCUGCUUCUCGACAGGCUCGCCAGCAAUGUUGCCAAGCGGAAAAGUUCAAUGCCACAGAAGUUCACUGGCGACAACGGGGUCUGCCUGGACCUGAGCUUUAACAGGGAGCUGCUCCACCGAUCUGACAUAAAGGAACCUCCACCAGGCUCACCUGGGCCAGAGGGCCAGCUGCAGACAGUCCUUGCAGGCCCAGAUGGCGACCCACCUCCCACCCACAGACCGUACCCCAUCCCGUUAAACCGCACCGAUAUCAACCCAAUCAGCCUCACCAACGGCCACAAGAUGCCUCUUCUGGGCCUCCCUCAUGGAGCACAGCCGCCCCUCGGCAUGGACUCCUUCCACAACGACGCUUCCCAGAUGACCCAGCCCGUCAUGUACAGCUUGGGUCACCUGCUGGGGGGGAUCAAUCACCAGAACGGCGUCCCACACCCACACAGCCAGCCCAUUCCACUGACGCCCCUCGAGGCCCUGCGGGUCAUGCGGGCGGACGGAGAGUCCGGGGCGCCGCCCGGAGCAGUGUACCCCUGCGGCCAUUGCAGGGUGCUCUUCCUGGACUACGUCAUGUACACCAUCCACAUGGGAUGCCACGGCUUCCGCGAUCCGCUCGAAUGCAACGUUUGUGGCCACCGCAGCCGGGACCGUUACGAGUUCUCCUCCCACAUAGCCCGCGGCGAGCACCGCCUAGAACUCAAGUAGACUGCAUUCAUGCACACAAACAGUCACCACCAUGGAGACAGACAGCGAUUUAGUCAUAUAAGUAGCUGGUAGUAUUAGAAAUGAAAGCAUAAAGUAGCGGCUCUGUCUGUCCUUGGCGUUUGUUAAAGUGUGUGUGAGUACAGAUGUCGUGGGAGUGUGGCGGCUGUUCUUAGUCAUCCAUCUGAAAAGAUGGCCUGUAAAGAGUUAUUGCAGGAGUAUUUCUACUCCUCAGCAUGCAUAUAUUUGUAAGUAACGGGGUUGUCUGUUUGCAUAAAGCCACGUGUUUCACUCACACAAAGCAGCAGAAAGUACUGUUUUUAUGCUGUACCUACUGUUUUAUUUUGUCUGUAUAAAGAUGUAAAAAAUAAAAGAGCAGUUCACACACAAGCUGCAGAGUGUUUAGA